Molecule: messenger RNA, 1362 nt
Organism: Penicillium daleae
Lineage: Eukaryota; Fungi; Ascomycota; Eurotiomycetes; Eurotiales; Aspergillaceae
Product: SHNi-TPR domain-containing protein
Exons: 2
Coding region: 1-1362 (453 amino acids)
Biological process (GO): DNA replication-dependent chromatin assembly; CENP-A containing chromatin assembly
Cellular component (GO): nucleoplasm
Molecular function (GO): histone binding
Source: RefSeq, a predicted model, not a curated record
AUGGCUGAAGCCGAACAGCCCACGACGGCCGAUCAGAUCGAAGCCACCACUACCGACAAGCGCGCCCAGCUGGACGAUUUGAUCACACGAGCUGCCGCAAAAGAUGCGACCAAAGACCACAAUGCUGCCUCUGAGCUCUACUCACAGGCGACUGAGCUUCAGGCUGAAUUGAACGGUGAAAUGUCGCCCGACAAUGCCGACCUGCUCUAUGCGUACGGAAAAUCCCUCUACAAUGUUGCUGUGAGCAAGAGUGACGUGCUGGGGUCCAAGGUGGCUGGAGAGCCCCAGGCAUCUAGCAAUGCCCCUACGGCGAAAGAUUCGUCCGCUGCUACCGGUGGGAGCCUGGUUAAGGACGCAAUCUCGAGCUCCAUGAACCAGAAUGCUGCUGCGCCAAAGAAAGAAGUCAGCGCACAAUUAGAAGCCGCCCCAUCGAAGCCCUUCUUCCAAUUCACCGGCGACGAGAACUUUGUCGACUCCGAAGACGAAGAUGGAGAGGAGAACGGAGAGGCCGAGGAAGAAGAAGAGGAAGAAGAUGACUUUGCAAAUGCUUUUGAGGUCCUCGACCUGGCGCGCAUCCUCUAUCUCAAGAAGCUAGAGGCUGUGGAGGAAAGCAGUACGGACAAGGGCAAAGGCAAGGGCAGGCCUGUCGAUCUCCCUGCGGACCUAAAACACAUCAAGGAGCGCCUCGCCGACACCUACGAUCUUCAGGCCGAAAUCUCACUCGAAGGAGAGAGGUUCUCCGAUGCCGUGACGGACUUGCGCACAGCUCUCGACCUUCGCAAUACUCUGUUCCCAUUCGAGGAUCCUUCCGUCGCAGAGUGCCACUACAAACUCUCGCUUGCCCUGGAAUUCGCGUCGGUCCAGCAGCAUGGAGAAGAGGAUGACGGGCAAGAGAAGACAGUAGAUGAGGAAAUGCGCAGCGAGGCUACGACUCAAAUGGAGAGCGCGAUCGAAAGCUGCAAGGUUCGCAUGGCCUCGGAGCAGAAGAAGCUGGAGGCCGACAAAGACAUGGACGAAGACAAGGUGACGGCUGCGAAGCGAAAGAUUUCCAACGUCAAGGAGAUUAUCGCGGAUAUGGAGCAAAGACUUAUCGAUCUGCGCCGAUCACCAGUCUCCAUCGAGCAAAAGGAGCAAGAAAACGAGGCCAUGCUCAAGGGCAUCCUUGGGCAAAUUGUCGGUCAAUCGGCUACGGAUCAGAAAGCUCGCCUCGACGCCGUCAGCAAAGAAGCUACUGAUCUUUCAUCGCUUGUCCGACGCAAGCCUGCUGCUGCCCAAUCCUCGCAACAGAGCUCAUCUAAGCGGCCUGCGGAGGAUGGCACUGCCGAUGGCGAGUCGAAGCGCGCCCGCGUUGAAGAUGCUUGA